AUGUCGAUGCAAACGUCGGCUUCCGGAUCGUUGACGCAUCCACCGAGAACAGGCAAACUCGAGCACAGUCGACAGCCGUCCACCGCUCCUUCCACGUCCGACACUGACGCAGCCACAGCGAUGGCUGACGAAGACGGACUCAUCCUCGACCCGCGCGGUGGCGUUCCCAAACUGCGCUCGGCGCUGCAGGAUGCACGCGACUCGACGGGCGCGGCCAAGGGCAUCCUGCUCUCGCUCGGCUGGCUGGACCGUCUGCUGUCGCUGCUCAUCAUCCUCGCCAUGAUCCUCGGCGUCAUCAUCGGCGAAUUUGCACCCAACGUACAGCAGAACCUUUCGGCAGGCGACUUCCGGGGCGUCUCGGCACCGCUCGUCGUGGGCCUCAUCGUGAUGAUGUGGCCCAUCCUCACCAAGGUGCAGUACGAACGGCUGCCGCAGAUGUUCGCCACGCGCAGGCUGUGGUACCAGCUAGCCGUAUCGCUCGUGCUCAACUGGAUCCUCGGCCCGCUGCUCAUGCUCGGCCUGGCGUGGGCGAGUUUGCCCGAUCUCGACAACUACCGUGUGGGCGUCAUCAUGGUUGGACUGGCAAGGUGCAUUGCGAUGGUGAUGAUCUGGAACAAGAUCGCGCGUGGCGACAGCACCACCUGCGCCAUCAUCGUCAUCUUUAACUCGAUCCUCCAGAUCGUCCUUUAUGCACCACUUGCCGUGCUGUUCAUCAACGUCAUCUCCAACGACGACAACUUCCAGCUCGACUAUUCCGACGUUGCGAUUGCCGUGGCCAUCUACCUGGGCAUUCCACUCGCCGCGGGCGUUCUGACGCGCUUCGUCGUGCUGGGCCUGUUUGGACGCAAGUUCUUCCAAAACAGCUUCCUGCCCUACUUUGGCCCACUCUCGCUCGUCGCGCUGCUGUAUACGAUCAUCAUCAUCUUUGCCGAACAGGCGCAGCAUAUCCUCGACAACCUCGGCCCGGUCUUCCGCACGUUCGUACCGCUGGUGCUGUACUUUGCUCUCAUGUGGACGGGCAGCUUCGUGCUCAUCUGGUGGCUCUCGCUGCGGUAUGGAAAGCAGGAGUGGGGGUACCAGAUGGCUGUUGUGCAGGCGUUUACCGCAGGAAGCAACAAUUUUGAACUCGCCAUCGCCGUGUGCGUCGCCGUAUUCGGCGUGGGCUCCGACCAGGCUCUCGCAGCAACCAUCGGUCCGCUCGUAGAGGUGCCGGUCCUGUUGGUGCUGUCUUGGAUUGCCAUGUUCGUGGGCAAACGUCUUCAGUGGGACCGCGACUGGGACGCCAAACGCGCAUCACAGCCCGCCCAGACUGCCGACCCAGAAAAGUAG
This is a messenger RNA of Moesziomyces antarcticus, 1329 nucleotides long. RefSeq names its product arsenite transporter. The record is from RefSeq and is a predicted model, not a curated record. The transcript has a single exon. NCBI's taxonomy places the organism in Eukaryota, Fungi, Basidiomycota, Ustilaginomycetes, Ustilaginales, Ustilaginaceae. The coding region runs from base 1 to 1329 and encodes 442 amino acids. Gene Ontology annotation, molecular function: antimonite transmembrane transporter activity; arsenite transmembrane transporter activity; antiporter activity. Gene Ontology annotation, cellular component: plasma membrane. Gene Ontology annotation, biological process: arsenite transport; antimonite transmembrane transport.